GCAUGGCCGCGACGGCCUCGAGGAAUCGCCACGCGCUCGUGUGGGGCGCGACCUCGAUACGGACGUCAGCGGGUGCAGCAUGUGGGCCUUGGUCGCCGCGCUGCCGUGCUUCCGCGCGAGCGUCUGGCGGAAGGCUGCACGCAUGCAGUGCUUCCCGUACGCGUCGGCCUUCAGAGCCUCGGGCCUUCCACGUUCGGAUCCCAGUCCUCUCGUUUUCUGGCGGGCUGUCCCCCUCACCUCUGCUGUCUGCGCAGACUCUUGCAUGACGUUUUUUGCAAUGCAAGGCUGA
Prorocentrum cordatum is the source of this 289-nucleotide messenger RNA. NCBI's taxonomy places the organism in Eukaryota, Dinophyceae, Prorocentrales, Prorocentraceae. The record is from the annotation of a GenBank genome assembly.